Amborella trichopoda is the source of this 1227-nucleotide messenger RNA. RefSeq names its product putative pectate lyase 21. The record is from RefSeq and is a predicted model, not a curated record. NCBI's taxonomy places the organism in Eukaryota, Viridiplantae, Streptophyta, Magnoliopsida, Amborellales, Amborellaceae. Gene Ontology annotation, molecular function: pectate lyase activity.
CUAAAGCCAAAGAAGCCAGGGCGUCGGUCCUCCUCCUCCCUCCCUCUUAACCACCCUUCUCUCUCCACCAUCCCACGCUGCAAGCUGCCAGGCCGAUGGCACCCUCUGCCAAUACAACAGCUGCGGUGCUGGCAAACUCCUCCCCGACUGUGCCAUCGGAUUCGCAGCCGACGGCCUCACAGGCGGCCGUGCUGCCCCCAUUUACACGGUCACCAGCCCUUCUGACUCUUACCCUAAUCCCACUCCAGGGACCCUCCGCCAUGCCCUUAACCAAGCUCUCACCAACCCACUUGGCGUUUGGGUUCGUUUCUCCAAAGACAUGGAAAUUAAGGUCAGUUAUCAACUUUGGGUCCACUCUAACACCACAAUCGACGGUCAAGGUGUGAGCCUGAGGAUAAUCGGACAGCCGGCGGUUCUCGAGAGGGUUAGGAGCGUUAUUUUGCAUAAUUUUGAGAUUAGCGGGGUGCCUAAGUAUGAUAGUGUUCAUGUUUUUGAUGGGUCGACGAGCAUGGUUUGGAUUGACCAUGUUACGUCUGGGGAGUCGGAGGAGGGGUUGAUAUCGGUUGUUCAAGGCUCCAUUGAUGUGACCAUAUCUAAUUGUCAUUUGAGAAACCACAACUUUAAUAUGUUACUUGGUGCGUCCGAUGGUGAUACUGUUGAUAAAAAUACGAGGGUUACGGUGUACAGAAACUUCUUUGUUUCCUCCAAACAAAGGGUGCCGCAUUGUAGGUGGGGCUAUUGCCAUGUUGUUAACAAUUACUACAAGAAUUGGGGAUUUUAUGCCUUGGGCGGGAGGGUGAAUGCUCAAAUUUAUUGUGAGAGCAACGUCUUCGAACCCCAGACACCCAAGGAGGUGACCCCAUGGUUCAGAGGUUUCAAUGGUGAUAGAACAGCAACUAUCGAAUCCCACGGUGAUCUGUUGCUCAAUGGAGCUAAGUUCACAUGGUUCAACCACACGCCUCUCCACCAUCCUGACUAUGUGAAGGACCUCUACUAUCCUCCAUCGUACCCCACUAACCAUCUUGCAACCAUGCUUCAAAAUUGUGCAGGGGUUCUUGGAUUCAAGCUUAACACUUGCUUUCGUAUGGCAAGAAAAUGGGAAUAAUCUCAUUCUUAUCAUUUUUCUUAUCAGUGUCACAAAAUAAGAAUAGAAUGGUCAUUUGUUCUCGAUGAUACAACGGGUAAAUUGGAAGUUGUAAGCAUUUUUAAAUUUUGGAACUUACGAGA